Molecule: messenger RNA, 3401 nt
Organism: Ectocarpus sp. CCAP 1310/34
Lineage: Eukaryota; Phaeophyceae; Ectocarpales; Ectocarpaceae
Source: the annotation of a GenBank genome assembly
GGGCAGAAGGUGGUUGGUUCGAUGCGCUCCAACUCGCGAGAUAGCACCACCGUGGUCGCUACCAUCAGCGCUGAUGGUCACACCUGGGCACCAACCAAUAUCUUCAAAGGGCAAAGACUUCAGGUCGAUUGGUUUGUAGAGCGAAACGGCCCGGAGGGUGCGAGGUACACCUAUACGGAUUCUUCGUUCAUGGAGGGAGACGUAUUCAUCGCCAUUGAAUAGUCUACUUGAAGGAUUUCCACAAGCAGCUCGGCGACCGAGGGUUGCUCGACGGAAACCCCACAUACUCUUGCUCGAUGGACAUGCAUCACACGUGAGCGUGGAGGUAAUCAGGCUGGCCAUGAAUCUCAAAAUCAUCUUGUUCCAGCUACCCUCCCACACGUCGCACAUCACCCAGCCCUUGGAUGCCGUCACCUUCGGACGCUUUAAGAAAUCGGUGACCAGAGUUUUGGCGUCCUUCUACCACAGCUCCGGCGGGUUGUUACCGCUGAAACGCGACAUGCCCGGCGUGAUCGCGGAUGCUUGGAAAUUGAGCUUUACACCGGAGAUAAAUAAAUCAUCAUCCGCUGGGGCGGGCUUGUGGCCUGUGAACAAGGAGCGGGCGCUGGGCCGGCUGAAGGGCACAGCGAAGAAGAAAGAGCGGCGAGACGAGCGCCCACCCCUACAGGAUGUCCCCAUCGCCGCCCUCAACGAGCAGCUGGAAAAAGACAUCGGAGAAAGGGCCCUCAGGGUGCUGAGGGGCAAGGGCACACCGUCACGGGGAUCCGAGUAGGCACGGUGUUACUCGGUGGCCUCUUGACUCAAAGGAAACGCGCGAAGGAGAUGGCGACCUCGCGGGGAUCGCUUGGCCUUCCCGGCGGAGGCAACAUUACCGCGCCUGAGUUCCUGGACGCUGUUGCAGAAAGAGAACGCGCAGACAAAGCGGAGAGCGACGCGAAGGCUGCGAGGGCGAAAGUCCGCGAAGAGAAGAGGGCUGGAGGCGGGGGCCGCGGUGUUGGUCGUGGAGACGGGGUGGGAGCGCGUGGCCGGGGGGGGGGGCGCGGCCGGGUGGCUGGAGCAGAAGGGACCNGCGGGGGGAGGGAGGCGGGGGCCGCGGUGUUGGUCGUGGAGACGGGGUGGGAGCGCGUGGCCGGGGGGGGGGGCGCGACCGGGUGGAGGGGCGCGGCCGGGUGGCUGAAGCAGAAGGGACGACUUUGUCGGAAUGUCAGCCAGCGCCCUCCGUGUGCAGGGUUGGACGACAACGGACGCCGACACCCGUUGUCGACGUGUAGCCGUAUGGAUAUCUCUCACGUGUACGGACAGGUUCGGAUUUGAAUCGAACACGCCCAAAUGGUCGUGAGGUUGCACCCGGAGUCGAUAUGCACCCUGUAUAACGUCGCAUGUGGUUCGUAGGCUAUGCGACGGUAAUUUACGGGCGUGCCAGCACCGGGGAGGCAGGAUGCACAGGUUUUGAACCCAACCCGGGGAUGUCAUCAUUUUGUCCCCGGGUGACCUGUGUGUGUGUGUAUGUUUUUUUUUUGCCAUCGAUGUUUUUCACUCAUGCUUACAGGUUCCCUCAGAAGCACCCGUCGCGGGGGUGCAAAGGUGUUGAAACUACGGUUGUUUUCGGCGUUAAUUCUUACCGUAGCGGCAAAAGCCUAAAAUCGGGGGAAAGUAUCCUUAUGUGACCUGUAAUAUAUCAUCAGGUGUGCUCCAAUGGGCAAGGAAUUGUGCGUACAGUCGAAACAUACCCUGUAGAACGUCGUGUGGUUCGUUCCCUAUUUGAUGGUGACAUUCGUGCGUUCCUGUACCAGGGGGGGGAGGGAUGCACAGGUUGUGACCGAAAACCCGGGGACGCGGUGGUUCUGUCCCCAGGGUGGCUUUUUUUAUUUUCUGAACAUGUUUCUCACUCAUGUUUAAAGAUCCCCUCCAAAGGUUGUGUCGUAGGGAUGAACGAGUCNGAAUUGUGCGUACAGUCGAAACAUACCCUGUAGAACGUCGUGUGGUUCGUUCCCUAUUUGAUGGUGACAUUCGUGCGUUCCUGUACCAGGGGGGGGAGGGAUGCACAGGUUGUGACCGAAAACCCGGGGACGCGGUGGUUCUGUCCCCAGGGUGGCUUUUUUUAUUUUCUGAACAUGUUUCUCACUCAUGUUUAAAGAUCCCCUCCAAAGGUUGUGUCGUAGGGAUGAACGAGUCUUCCUCAAUGGUGGAUACAGUUUGGCGGUGUUCGGCGUGAAUUCUUACCGUUAGCGGCAUGCUAAACCAGGAAAAAGUACCCAUAUUUGACCAAGUACCAUUUGACGUAGACAACUCAUUUUGCCGUUAUUUUUUUUUCUCGAGUCGUCUACUGACUGGAAUAACACAUUUAUGCACCAAACUGGUUGUUAUGCCUCGUUUCGAACGCACACAGCACGCAAAACAGGUCAUGGAGGGAAAAAAACCAUCCCUACCCAUGGUGUCGAAAACCCGGGGAUACGUCACUUUCAUCCCCGGAUGGAUGUCGAUCAUUUUUUUGUCUUACUUUUUCUUCAUUCCUUUUGUAUUUUACGCAUGCCCACCAAAUCUUGGGUCUUAAAACGCUUUCAAACGUGUGAAAUCAACCAAUGAUGAAAGUGGCCUUUAAUACCCCCAGGGGUAAUUUACUCUCAAAAUGGCGCCUGCAGCUCAGGCCUGCAGCUCCAGCCCUACCUGGUCACUGCUGUUGACGUUUAUUUUCUUUUUUUUAGGUAGGCGGGGGGUGAUCUUGCCUAUCGCUCGAUACCACAUUGUCAUUGAAAUUCGAUUUCCUGCUCAAGAACGAGCUCUUGGCACAGGGGGUGGCUUAAGUGGCCUUUAAUACCCGCCUCUACUCUACCAUCAUCGAGGGUUUUCAAAUGGGUCCAGCGGGUGCGGUGUCUUCAUGUCACCUACGGCAUUAAUGCUGUAGAUUAGAGUCGCAGAAAAUACCUAGACUAUUCCAGUAAUAGCAGCCUUCGGCCGCAGAAUUAAACUCCCUGGAGAACGUCCCACGCCUCGCAUAUGGCCGCACAGACGAGUGGUAAAGGAGACUAAAAUAUCAAUCAUGCUUGUUUUUCGAGUGUUUGCCGUCUCACCAGCAAAUCGUCAAAUCUUAAUCCUAUCAGGAUGUCAGACACACAAUGCCACGCCUCGUAUCUGAACAUGACAAGCUAGCCUACUCCUAAUUGCACCAAUCAACUCCGUGUAUGUUUCAGCUGCGUACCAAACUCUGUCGAAGUCAUGGGCGGCAGCAAGGGCUGCAGCGUUGACAAUCGGUCUUUCUUCGGAACGGCAGCGUUGUACUUUAGCCUUACAACUCUUGUAGUCAGCUACAGAUGCACGACUUCGGUGCAUGCCUGGGUGAGAGACACGUAAUUUACACGCGGUGGGCACGCUCCUGCCUAACAUAUAUGACACAAUAUAAC